This is a messenger RNA of Beta vulgaris subsp. vulgaris (sugar beet), 1370 nucleotides long. RefSeq lists its product as uncharacterized. Gene Ontology annotation, biological process: protein retention in ER lumen. The record is from RefSeq and is a predicted model, not a curated record. The coding region runs from base 103 to 930 and encodes 275 amino acids. Lineage: Eukaryota; Viridiplantae; Streptophyta; Magnoliopsida; Caryophyllales; Amaranthaceae. Gene Ontology annotation, molecular function: ER lumen protein retrieval receptor activity. The transcript is spliced from 6 exons. Gene Ontology annotation, cellular component: membrane.
UAAACCAACCAAUUUUUGUUUUCAUCAGCCCCCUUCUAUCUCUCUCUCCCUCUUCUCUAUUUUUUUCCCAAUUAUAGUAGCAGUAAAGAAGGUAAAGCCAGCAUGGGAGACAAAAGAGCAACUCCGACGGCGGUGAAGCAACUUUCCAGAUGGAUUCGGAGUCGAUCAGUUAGACAGCAAGUUAGCUUGGCUUCCGUUUCUGCGUUAAUUCUUCUCAUUUUUUUGAAGGUGUUCGUAAGAAAUUAUACCUACUUUUAUGUUGCUGCUCAACUUGCUCACUCCAUUGGAAUCUUAGUCUUGAUUUACAAGCUCACCAUCACCAAAACUUGUUCUGGUUUAUCAUUGAAGACUCAGGAACUUACAGCUGUAUUCUUAAUCAUGAGAAUCAUAUGUCAUUUUAUGCUUAUAAGAGACAUUUAUGUUGUACUUGAUUCUCUAACACUUGUAUCUACUCUCUGGGUGAUCUAUAUGAUACGCUUUAAGCUAAAGAGUUCCUACAUGCAAGAGCUUGACAAUAUGCCUUUCUAUUAUGUGCUGGUGCCUUCUGCUGUAGUUGCAUUAGUAGGCCAUCCUGGAUUCGCAGUUAACUUUGGUUUCAGAUUCUUCUAUAUGUAUUCUAAGACGAUUGAAGCCGUUUCAGUGCUCCCUCAGCUGCGCUUAAUACAAAAUGCUAAGAUGGUUGAACCAUUUACUGCUCACUAUGUCUUCGCCCUGGGUGUUGCAAGAUUCUUCACUUGUGCCAAUUGGAUAAUCAUGCUUAUUGACACUAGAGGAGUAUUGCUGACGCAAAUAGGGCAAGGACAUCUUUACUUGCUAAUAGCUCUCCUCGCUGAGGUGGUUCAAACCUUCAUCUUGGCAGAUUUCUGUUAUUACUACGUCAAGAGUGUUAUGGAGGGACAGCGCAUGAUGCGACUACCUUCACUGGUUUAGGCUUGGGAUGUGUGUGUUAGGAGCGGCGACAAUGAAGAUGCUCAAGUGUGUUCACUCCAUGCUGUCUGCCUAUUGCCACCAACAAACUCCAACCUCUCUUACCGCAUGUUAGCCUAUGUGACACCAAGACUUGUACAUUCUUAGUCUCUAUGUCUGUAAUCUCCUAGACAAAGAAUUUGCUCUUCCUCAGCAUCCAUCUUGUGCAAACUAGACUACGAUACAUGGGCAUAAGUGCAAAAGUCGGGGUAAUAGGAAGAUUCAAACCUGGCCAGGCCGGAAGCAGCCCCUGUAUAUUUAGAAAUAAAAGAAAAUAAACAGCUUUAUUGUUCUAUAACGUUGGUAUGUCUUAUACAUUGCAUAAGCCAUGACUAAUGAGAAUAGGUUGCAUGUGUUUGAGGUCCUCCUUUCACUUUUUGAUUUAGGAAAAGAAGAUUAAAUUC